Molecule: messenger RNA, 352 nt
Organism: Galleria mellonella (greater wax moth)
Lineage: Eukaryota; Metazoa; Arthropoda; Insecta; Lepidoptera; Pyralidae
Gene: mRpS21
Product: 28S ribosomal protein S21, mitochondrial
Exons: 2
Coding region: 1-291 (96 amino acids)
Biological process (GO): translation
Cellular component (GO): ribosome
Molecular function (GO): structural constituent of ribosome
Source: RefSeq, a predicted model, not a curated record
AUGUUUCUAACAUUGAAAUUACUUUCAAAUAGACAUCCUUCGUUUAUAGCUCGUACAGUUUUUGUAAAGAAUAAUAAUGUGGACGACGCCUGUAGAUUGUUAAAUAGAAUUCUUGGUAAAGAAGGUAUCUUAGAACAAUUUAGGCUUACAAGAUAUUAUGAAAAACAUUUACAGACACGACGACGCAUAAAUCAUGAGAAAUGUAAAGCCAUCUAUAAUGAAGAUAUGGAACGUAAAAUAAAAUUUGUGCUUAGGAAGAACCGACAUGAGCCAUUUCCUGGAUGUCACUGAAAAACAAAUUACCUCAACAUAUUUAGCAUACUAGUUAAUAUAAAUAAAUGUAAAUAGGGAA